Molecule: messenger RNA, 499 nt
Organism: Trichomonas vaginalis G3
Lineage: Eukaryota; Parabasalia; Trichomonadida; Trichomonadidae
Product: P-loop containing nucleoside triphosphate hydrolases family
Exons: 1
Molecular function (GO): ATP binding; DNA binding; hydrolase activity
Source: RefSeq, a predicted model, not a curated record
AUGUUAGAAAAAAAGUUUGCUGACAUUGACAAGAAAUUUGAGAAUGUUUUAAACAAGAACAAGAGGAAGUUAGAAAAUGCUCAGAUAAAGCCUAUACAUGACAAGUUCUUAUUUGCUCAGAAUGGUAUAACAGGUCUAAUUGCACCACCUGGGUCGGGUAAGACUUUCACUUAUCUUAAAAUGGCUGCACAACAACAAGAACUAGAUGAGAAGAACCCAUUCUAUGAGUUAGUUGUUAUUUGUUCGACUUCUGGUCAAUUUGACCAAACCGUCAAUUCGUUCAAAGAUAUUAUAAAGAAGUCUAAGUUAGUAUGUAUAAAGGAUACUGAGUUGUUAGAUUGGAUAAAGAAGUACCAAAGAAGAGUUUUGAAGUAUAAUGCUAUAAAUGAGUAUAUAAAUUCUAAGUUUAAAGACCCAAAUGAGGAAAUGCAGAGAAUAUUAGAGAAGAAACAUUUCAGAAACAAACAGAAAGAGAUAGAAUACAUUUCGAAGAAAUUGC